Molecule: messenger RNA, 11721 nt
Organism: Dendrobium catenatum
Lineage: Eukaryota; Viridiplantae; Streptophyta; Magnoliopsida; Asparagales; Orchidaceae
Product: protein SPIRRIG
Exons: 19
Coding region: 330-11129 (3599 amino acids)
Molecular function (GO): protein binding
Source: RefSeq, a predicted model, not a curated record
UAUUGGUUUGCCCCAACAGAAAUCGCGUCAUCAAGCUUCCUUGCUUCCUAAUAAACCCUCUGAAAAAAUAGAAAGAGAAAGAUUCAGGGGAGAAAACCAGAGAAAAAAAAUCCUUUUGAGAAGAGAAAAAGCGGCGAAAACCUGACUUGAUCUCGCCGGCUGAGCAAAUCAAUCCGUCUAUAGGCCGAUCGGAGCUGCCCUUCACUGCCGGUUUUGGUCUCUGAGGAUUCGAUCUAGUUGGGAGUUGGAAGUAUUGGGGUGCCGCGGAUCCGAGGGAUCGGAUCUAGGUUUCGUGGGCGAUACGUGGAAGGGAAGCGGAUGAGCAACGCAUGUUCCAAUCUUCUCGGAAAACGAUGAGAUGGGCGUCAUUGCUUAAGGACAUCAAAGAGAAGGUCGGUUUAUCGCAGUCGCAGCAUCAGACCGCCAACUCGUCCCCCGCCGUCGCAGCGGCUGCAGCCGCGGCGUCCGGAGCUGGAGCCUCAGGAGCGCCGGAUUCUUCCUCGACACCAUACGUUUCUCCGAGUUCUUCCCCUGCCAGAGGAAAAUAUGAAUUGGAGGUUGAUUUUAAGAGGUUCUGGGAAGAAUUCCGCUCUUCCAGCUCUGAGAAGGAGAAAGAAGCGGCUUUAAACAUGGCACUAGAUGCCUUUUGUAGAUUAAUGAAGCAGCAAUCUGAUGUAGCUCACUUAGUUACCAAGUUAGUUGAAGCACACAUUUUUUCUUUUGUUGUUGGAAGAGCCUUUGUGACAGAUGUGGAGAAGUUGAGAAUGCAUAGUAAAGGAAGAUCCUUGCAAGUUGCGACGGUCAUCAACUUCUUUUCUAAUGUCACAAAGGAUGGCAUGAGUCCGGGUUCAAAUUUUUUAUAUGCAGUAGAAGUUCUUGUGACAGGGCCAGUUGAUAAACAGCCAUUGUUGGACUCUGGCAUUCUUUGCUGCCUUAUUCAGAUCUUGAAUGCCCUACUGAAUCCUGAUGAAUCUAGUCAUAGGCUUUUUGUGGCAGAUGAAGCAGUUUCAAGUGUUAAAAGUAGUGAUGGAGAUAAUGUACAUGUUCGUCGGCUAGAGGUAGAGGGAAGCGUAGUGCAUAUCAUGAAGGCCUUGGCAAGCCACCCUUCAGCCGCACCAAGUUUGAUUGAAGAUGAUUCACUUCAACUUCUGUUUCAUAUGGUUACAAAUGGUUCUUUGAAUGUUUUCUCCCAAUUUAAAGAUGGUCUUGUCCGUUUGCAUACCAUCCAACUGCAUCGACAUGCCAUGCAGAUACUAGGCCUUCUUCUUACUAAUGAUAACGGAAGUACUGCAAACUAUAUACACAAGCAUCAUCUGAUCAAAGUCCUUCUUACGGCAGUGAAGGACUUCAAUCCUGAGAAAGGAGAUCCUGCAUACACAAUGGGCAUCGUAGAUUUGCUACUUGAAUGUGUGGAGUUGUCAGCUAAACCUGAAGCUGGUCAAAUUAGACUUAGGGAAGAUAUACACAAUGCUCAUGGCUAUCAAUAUCUCGUACAGUUUGCAUUAACACUAUCCAGCUUGCAUAGGGAUACGAUCAUUCAAUCUGCUAAUCCAGACUCUUACUUUCAAAAUUCUGAUUCUUCAUUCGUGUUAGAACAGGAGUUCUCUGGUAGAGGGGAUCCCCCCCAAUCCCAACUUUCUCCAACACUGUCAAGGCUGCUUGAUGUUCUAGUAAACCUUGCACAAACAGGCCCUGCAGACCCAAUUUCUACUGGUAGAGGUUCAAAAUCUGAUUAUGGGAAGGCUUCUACUCAUAACCGAAGUCGCACAUCUUCUCGCGAAAGGUUUGGUGAUGAGAUGUGGGAAAAGGGCGACAUGAGGAUCAAAGACCUUGAAGCAAUCCAGAUGCUGCAGGACAUUUUUCUGAAGGCAGACAAUGUAGAACUGCAAGCAGAGGUGUUGAAUAGAAUGUUUAAAAUAUUUUCAAGUCAUCUGGACAAUUACAAGUUGUGUCAGCAGUUACGGACGGUUCCUCUGUUCAUUCUAAAUAUGGCAGGAUUUCCUGCUUCAUUUCAGGAAAUAAUUCUUAAAAUAUUGGAAUACGCUGUUACUGUUGUGAACUGUAUUCCGGAACAAGAGCUGCUUUCACUCUGCUGCUUAUUGCAGCAGCCUAUUAGCACUGUUCUAAAGCACACAAUUCUUUCCUUCUUUGUCAAGCUUUUAUCCUUUGAUCAGCAAUAUAAAAAAGUUCUCAGGGAAGUUGGUGUCCUUGAGGUGCUGCUGGAUGAUUUACGACAGCACAAGUUUAUCUCCGGCAUUGAACAGCAGAAUAAUCCAUCCAAUACUUUUGAGAAAACCCUAAGUUCUAGCGGCUUCAAGAAACAUAUGGCGGACAAAGAUGCCAUCCUUUCAUCUCCCAGAUUUCUUGGAUCCGGUUCUUCGAAGUUUCCCAUAUUUGAGGAUGAGGGUACCUCAGCUGUGGCCUGGGAUUGCCUUUCUUCCUUAUUGAAGAAAUCUGAAACAAACCAACAAUCAUUUCGUUCAUGUAAUGGUUUCAGUACUGUUCUUCCCUUUCUGGCAUCAGUUAGCCAUCGAUCAGGGGUUCUGCGGUUGUUAUCCUGUUUGAUAAUUGAAGAUUCUCUGCAGACUCACCAUGAGGAAUUGGGCUCACUGGUUGAAGUUCUUAAGAGUGGAAUGAUCACAAGCGUGUUGGGGUCUCAAUAUAAACUUGAAAACAAUGCUAAAUGUGACACUUUUGGAACACUAUGGCGUAUACUUGGUUCAAAUAAUUCUGCACAACGAGUUUUUGGUGAAGCUACAGGCUUUUCUCUUCUAUUGACUACAUUACAUAGUUUCCAAAAUAGUGAUGAUGCCACUCGACAUUCUUCUUUACUUGCCAAUACAAAAGUUUUCAGUUUUCUAUUGCGUGUUAUAACAGCAGGAGUAUGCAAUAAUCCCAUUAAUCGUGUAAGACUUCAUGCAAUAAUGUCUUCACCGACAUUUCAUGAUCUUUUAUGCGAGUCUGGUUUGCUAUGUGUGGAUUGCGAAAAACAAGUCAUCCAGUUGUUACUGGAGCUGGCUCUUGAAAUUGUUUCUCCACCAUCUAUGCAAGCAGAAAGUGGGUCGUCUUCUGAUACUUUUGAGGAGGAAUGCAGUUUUCUUUCAAAUCCUUCACUAGCUAUAGACAGGCCUGACCAAGAGCGGGUAUAUAAUGCUAGUGCUGUGGGACUGCUGAUCCGGUCCUUGUUGCUUUUUACUCCAAAAGUGCAACUGGAGGUACUGAAGUUCAUUGAGAAGCUUGCUCAUGCUAGCCCUUUCAACCAAGAAAGCUUAACCUCUAUUGGUUCUAUUGGACUUCUUCUAGAGAUGAUUAACCCGUUUCUUGCUAGCUCAUCUCCAUUACUAUCUCAUACUCUGCAAAUUGUGGAGAUUCUUGGGGCUUACAGGCUUUCUUCUUCUGAGCUUCAAAUCCUUGUAAGAUAUGUUGUUCAAAUGAAAGUAAAAAGUUCCGGUCAUCUCAUUGUUGAUAUGCUGGAGAAACUAAUCCGAAUUGGAGAUACGAGGGUGCAGAGUGUUUCUCUUGCUCCUUUUGUUGAGAUGGACAUGAGUAAAGUUGGUUAUGCAUCUGUUCAGGUGUCGCUAGGGGAAAGAAUGUGGCCUCCUGCUGCGGGAUAUUCUUUUGUUUGUUGGUUUCAGUUUAGAAACUUGUUAAAAAGUCAGGUUAAGGAUUCAGAAUCUUUGUCCAAGACUGGAUCUUCUAGAAGAAGUAUUUCUGGUGGAGUUGUGCUGCGUUUAUUUUCAGUUGGAGCAGUUGAUGAUGGAAACACAUUCUAUGCAGAACUUUACCUCCAAGAUAAUGGCGUUUUAACUCUUGCAACAAGCAUCUCUCUUUCAUUAUCAUUUCCUGGCAUAGAACUACAUGAAGGAAGGUGGCAUCACCUUGCUGUUGUUCACAGUAAGCCUAAUGCAUUGGCUGGAUUAUUCCAGUCUAGUGUAGCAUAUAUUUAUAUUGAUGGAAAACUAAGACAUACUGGAAAGCUAGGGUAUUCACCAUCUCCCGCCGGAAAAUCAUUGCAAGUUACUCUUGGCUCCCCAAUUACUCAUGCUAAAGUUACAGAUCUUUCAUGGAGACUUGGUAGCUGUUAUCUUUUUGAGGAAGUACUUACAGCAGGUAACAUUUGUUUUAUGUAUAUUCUUGGCCAAGGUUAUAGGGGAUUGUUUCAAGAUACAGAUCUUCUGCGUUUCGUUCCAAGCCAGGCCUGUGGUGGGGGUAGUAUGGCAAUCUUAGAUUCACUGGAUGCUGAAUUAUCCUUAGCUGCAAAUGUGCAGAAAGUUGAUUCUUCUACCAAACAGGCGAAUUUGAAAAUGGAUGGCAGUGGAAUAGUUUGGGAUUUGGAAAGACUGGGGAGACUUGCUUUACAGCUAUCAGGGAAGAAGCUUAUUUUUUCAUUUGAUGGAUCAUCUUCUGAUGUAUUUAGAGCAUCCGGAACAUUUUCCUUGCUCAAUCUUGUUGAUCCAACCUCUGCUGCUGCUUCUCCAAUCGGUGGUAUACCACGUUAUGGCCGUUUUAAUGGAGAUAUCUACAUAUGUAAUAAACGUGUUAUUGGAGAUACUGUGCGCACAAUUGGCGGGAUGUCUAUUGUCCUUUCUCUUGUUGAAGCUGCUGAAACUAGGGACAUGUUGCACAUGGCACUGGAGCUACUUGCAUACUCACUUCAUCAAUGCCCUCAGAACGUGCAGGAAAUGCAAGCAUUACGAGGCUACCAUCUACUUGCCCUUUUCUUGCAUCGUAGGAUGUCAUUGUUUGACUUGCCAUCACUGGAGAUCUUCUUCCGGAUUGCUGCAUGCGAAGCUUGCUUUUCAGAACCUCAAAAAUCCAAAAUAAGCAGAGGAGUAUCUUUCCCCUCUGGAACUUCAGCGGAGACCAGUCUCAUGAAUCUUACCUUGCCGAAAUUUUCUGAUGAAAUAUCAUCUAUUGGAUCUCAGGCCGAUUUAGAUGACUUCUCAAUUCAGAAGGAUUCAUUCAGUCACAUAUCGGAGCUUGAAAAUUCAGAGUUACACGAAGAAAAUUCAAACUGUUUUGUUCUUUCUAAUGCUGAUAUGGUUGAGCAUGUCCUUUUAGACUGGACAUUGUGGGUCACAGCUCCUGUUUCUGUUCAAAUUGCACUGCUUGGGUUUCUUGAGCGGCUAGUCUCCAUGCACUGGUAUAGGAAUCAUAAUCUGACAAUUUUACGUAGGAUAAACCUUGUGCAGCAUCUUCUUGUGACACUGCAAAGGGGCGAUGUUGAAGUCUCUGUUCUGGAAAAACUUGUGGUGCUACUAGGUGUUAUUCUAGAGGAUGGUUUUUUAGUUUCAGAGCUUGAACUUGUUGUCAGGUUUGUGAUAAUGACAUUUGAUCCACCAGUACUGGCUGCACUCCAUCAUGUUGCGCGGGAGACAAUGGGAAAGCACGUUAUUGUGCGGAAUAUGUUGCUGGAGAUGCUUAUUGAUUUGCAAGUGACUAUAACUUCUGAUGAGCUGUUAGAGCAAUGGCAUAAGAUUGUUUCGUCUAAGUUGAUAACAUAUUUUCUUGAUGAAGCAGUACAUCCAACCAGUAUGAGAUGGAUCAUGACUCUUCUUGGAGUUUGUCUUGCAUCUUCUCCCACUUUUACCCUUAAAUUCCGUAGUAGUGGAGGUUUUCAAGGUUUAACACGUGUACUUCCAAGUUUCUAUGAUUCUCCUGAAAUAUAUUAUAUUCUUUUCUGUCUGAUUUUUGGAAAGGCUGUAUAUCCAAGGAUGCCGGAAGUUCGUAUGCUGGACUUUCAUGUCCUUAUGCCUAGUGAUGGUAAAUAUGUGGAGUUAAAGUUUGUGGAUCUUUUAGAAUCGGUAGUUACUAUGGCCAAAAAUACAUUUGAUAGAUUGAGCAUGCAAGUCAUGCUUGCACAACAAAAUGAUAAUAUGUCACACCUAAAUGGUAGCUUGGUCUCGGAGCUUGUAGAGGCCACAACAGACAUUGGAGGUGAUCUUCAGGGUGAAGCUCUGAUGCAUAAAACAUAUGCAGCACGGUUGAUGGGUGGGGAAGCUGCUGCUCCUGCCACAGCUAUGUCGAUAUUGCGGUUCAUGGUAGACUUGGCAAAGAUGUGCCCUCCUUUCUCUGCAAUAUGCAGGCGACCAGAAUUCUUAGAGAGCUGUGUAGACUUAUAUUUUUCAUGUGUAAGGGCUGAUUGUGCGAUGAGGAUGGCAAAAAAUCUUAAGCCUACAGAAAAUGAUGAGAAAGGCAUGAAUGACAACGAUGAUAAUUCUAGCUCGCAGAAUACCUAUACGAGCUUGCCAGCAGAUCAAGAGCAGUCCAGUAAAACUUCUGUGAGCUUAGGUAGUUUUCCGCAAGAGCAGAAGAGUAGUAGCUCAGAAGAUAUAGUGGGAAUGAAUACCUUUGUUAGUGAUAGUGUUGUGAAAAUGGCUUCUUCUCCCAUUUUGGAAUCUAUCACAACAGGCGAAAACACACAAACUCUCAAAAAUUUUGAGAAUCCUGAAAUCUUGCAGAAUACAACUAGUUUUGAGACAGUUGAGUUGAAAUUUAAUCAUUCAAACGGAAUUGCAGAUCUAACCCCUCCAACAGAUUCAUUAAGCUCUGCAUCAGUUUAUCCGCCAGAUUCUCCUAUUCUAUCUGAGAAAUCAUUUUCUAAAUUAUCCAUAACGCCGGCCUCACCUGCCCUUGUGCUAACUUCUUGGCUUGGCAGUACUGGAGGUAAAGAUGCAAAAGGAGUGUUGCCUGCUACGUCACCCAUGGGAUCAUCUUUAUCCAUGAAGGAAUUUGAAACAUCGCCUGAUGCACGGGCAAUAUUGCAUGGUUUAUCUGCUGCAAACAUGUAUUUUCCAAUCAAUACAAAAGUAUUACUUGAAAUUGAUGAUUUUGGAUAUGGAGGUGGCCCUUGUUCUGCUGGGGCAACUGCUAUUCUAGAUUUCAUCGCUGAAGUUCUUGCGGAUGUUGUCUUAGAGCAGUUGAAGGCAACUCAAUUUCUUGAAAGCAUUUUAGAAGCUGUUCCUUUGUAUGUAGAUGCUGAUUCAGCUUUAGUUUUCCAAGGUUUGUGCCUAGGUAGAUUAUUGAACUUCUUGGAAAGGCGUCUCUUGCUUGAUGAUGAGGAAAAUGAGAAGAAACUCGACAAGAGCCGUUGGUCUGUGAAUCUAGAUAGCCUAUGCUGGAUGAUUGUAGACCGUGUUUAUAUGGGCUCUUUUCCUCAGCCUGUUGGGGUGUUGAGAACACUAGAGUUCUUAUUGUCCAUGUUGCAACUCGCUAACAAAGAUGGCCGCAUUCAAGAUGCGUCUCCUGUAGGCAAAGGCCUUUUGUACAUUACUAGGGGAAGUAGGCAACUUGAAGCAUAUAUACAUGCAAUUUUGAAAAAUACAAACCGUAUGAUAAUGUAUUGUUUUAUGCCAUCAUUCUUAGCAUCUAUUGUGGAAGAUGAGUUUAUUUCUAAUUUGGGCUUUCUGGCAGAGAGUGGUAAAGUUUCUGGUACAAAGACGGUUCAGGAUGAAUCUACUAUCAGUAUAUGUACAGUUUUGCAAUUAAUAGUGGCCAACAAAAGACUUAUUCUCUGUCCAAGCAAUCUUGACACUGAUUUGGUUUGUUGCCUUUGUAUAAAUCUCAUUUCUCUUCUCCGUGACAAACGACAAGCUGCUCGAGAACUGGCAGUGGAUGUAUUCAAACAUCUAUUAUUGCAUCGUCGACCAGCUCUUGAGGAUUUACUCGUCUCCAAGCCAAACCAGGGAAAAAGUUUGGAUGUUUUGCAUGGUGGUUUUGAUAAAUUGUUAACAGGAAAUCUCUUGGUGUUUUCUGAAUGGUUUCAGAAGUCAGAACAGACUAUUAAUAUGGUUUUGGAGCAAUGUGCUGCUAUUAUGUGGAUUCAAUGUGUUACUGGGUCAGCAAAAUUCCCUGGAGUGCGUAUCAAAGGUAUGGAGGUUCGUCGUAAGAGAGAAAUGGCAAGGAAAUUACGAGAUGCCUCAAGAUUUGACGUACGACACUUGGAACAAAUAAAUGAAAGGAGAUAUGCGCUUGAGUUAGUUCGUGAUUUGAUGGCAACUGAACUGAGGGUCAUACGCCAAGAUAAGUAUGGAUGGGUUCUCCAUGCUGAGAGUGAGUGGCAUACUCAUUUGCAACAGCUUGUUCAUGAACGAGGUAUAUUCCCCGUCUACUCUUCUUCUUCAGAAUCUCAAUGGCAGCUUUGUCCCAUUGAAGGUCCAUAUCGCAUGCGCAAGAAACUUGAACGUUGCAGCUUAAAACUGGAUAUACUUCAGAGCAUUCUGACAAGGGGAUUUGGAUUUGGAGACAAUAAGCUAUUGAGGGAAAAAACUGGUCUGGAUACCCCGAGAGCUGAUUCUGAUCCAUAUUUCAAUCUUUUGGCUGAAACUGGUGAGCAGAAGUUUAAUGGGGAUGAUGAAGAGUCUCUUUUCAAGGACAUUGAUGAGUUCAAAGUUGAAAGGUCAGGAUUUGGCCACAGCUCCUGGACCGAUGAUCGUUCCAGCAGUGUGAAUGAGCCAAGUCUUCAGUUUGCUCAAGAACCUGGUGUCAAGUCUAGUUCUGGUUCUGCUCGAAUAACAGAGAGUUUCAAUGCAAGAUCUGACAUUGGCUCUCCAAGACAGUCACCCUCCAUGAGGGGUGAAGACUUGAAAGGUGUUGAUGAGAAAUCAGAGAAAGAACUGCAUGAUAAUGGUGAAUAUCUUAUCAGGCCUUAUCUUGAACCGUCAGAAAAAAUAAGAUUCAAGUAUAAUUGUGAAAGAGUUGUAGGCUUAGACAAGCAUGAUGGUAUAUUUCUUAUAGGGGACCUCUGCUUAUAUGUCAUUGAGAAUUUCUACAUUGAUGAUUCUGGAUGCAUAUGUGAGAAGGAGACUGAAGAUGAACUCUCUGUUAUAGACCAAGCUUUGGGUGUGAAGAAGGAUAUUUCAGGAGGCAUUGAAUUCCAGUCUAAGUCACAUUCUACAUGGAGCAUUAGUUCAAAAUCAUUGGUUGGUGGAAGAGCAUGGGCUUACAAUGGGGGUGCAUGGGGGAAGGAGAAAGUUUGUACCAGUGGUAAUCUUCCCCAUUCAUGGCAUAUGUGGAAGCUUGAUAAUGUUUAUGAACUUGUGAAACGUGAAUACCAACUUCGUCCUGUAGCUGUUGAGAUUUUUAGCAUGGAUGGAUGCAACGACCUUUUGGUUUUUCACAAAAAGGAGCGGGAGGAAGUCUUCAGAAACCUAGUUGCCAUGAAUCUUCCUCGCAACAACAUGUUGGAUAUAACUAUUUCAGGUGCUUCUAAACAAGAUGGCAAUGAGGGAGGCCGCCUUUUUAAGAUUGCAGCGAAGUCCUUCUCAAAAAGAUGGCAAAAUGGAGAGAUCAGUAAUUUCCAGUACCUUAUGCAUCUUAACACGCUUGCUGGCCGUGGAUAUAGUGAUCUGACGCAGUACCCAGUAUUUCCAUGGGUGCUUGCAGAUUAUGAAAGUGAAAUUCUAGAUUUAUUCAAUCCAAAAACUUUCCGAAAAUUGGAUAAACCAAUGGGAUGCCAAACACCAGAAGGAGAGGAAGAGUUCAAGAAGAGAUAUGAGAGUUGGGAUGACCCUGAUGUACCAAAAUUUCACUAUGGUUCUCAUUACUCCAGUGCUGGGAUUGUUCUUUUUUAUCUUUUAAGGUUGCCACCAUUCAGUGCCGAAAACCAAACUCUGCAAGGGGGCCAAUUUGACCAUGCCGACCGCUUGUUCAAUAGCGUGAGGGAUACUUGGUUGAGUGCUGCAGGGAGGGGUAAUACCUCAGAUGUGAAGGAGCUUAUUCCUGAGUUCUUCUACUUGCCAGAGUUCCUGGAAAAUCGUUUUAACCUGGACUUGGGAGAAAAGCAGUCCGGUGAGAAGGUUGGUGAUGUUAUUUUGCCUCCUUGGGCGAAAGGAAGUCCAAGGGAAUUCAUAAGAAAACAUAGGGAAGCGCUGGAAUCAGAUUAUGUUUCUGAGAAUCUGCAUAACUGGAUUGAUCUAAUUUUCGGUUACAAGCAGAGAGGAAAGGCAGCUGAGGAUGCUGUAAAUGUCUUCUAUCACUACACCUAUGAAGGAAAUGUUGACAUAGACUCUGUGACUGAUCCUGCCAUGAAAGCUUCCAUUCUUGCUCAGAUCAAUCAUUUUGGCCAAACUCCAAAGCAAUUAUUUCAGAAACCUCAUGCGAAGCGCCGAAUUGAUAGAAAAAUUCCUCUUCACCCACUUCGCUACUCUGCUCACCUUCUACCCCACGAAAUCCGCAAGUCUCCAUCAUCCAUUUCUCAAAUUGUCACCUUCCAUGAUAAGGUUCUUAUUGCAGCCUCAAACAAUCUGCUUAAACCUAGAACAUACAGCAAGUACAUUGCAUGGGGUUUCCCUGAUCGAAGUGUGAGGAUCAUGAAUUAUGAUCAAGACAGACUCCUCUCCACUCAUGAGAACCUUCAUGGUGGGAAUCAAAUCCUCUGUACUGGAGUGAGCCAUGACGGUCAGAUUCUUGUUACUGGGGGUGAUGAUGGCGUAGUUGCAGUCUGGAGAUUUUCCAAAGAUAGUGUUCGAGUACAACGCAGCCUUCACCUUGAGCGGGCUCUCUGCGCCCACACAGCCAAGGUCACCUGUGUUUAUGUCAGCCAACCUUACACAUUAAUCGCCUCAGGCUCCGACGACUGCACUGUCAUCUUAUGGGAUCUUUCAAGUUUGGCCUUUGUCAAACAACUCCCUGAAUUUCCGGCACCGGUUUCAGCCAUACAUGUCAACGACCUCACCGGAGAGAUCCUAACAGCUGCUGGAGUUCUUCUGGGAGUGUGGAGCAUCAAUGGAGACUGCCUUGCUGUUGUCAACACUUCACAGCUCCCAUCCGAUCUAAUCUUGUCUGUGACAAGCACAACAUUUUCAGAUUGGCAGGACACUAACUGGUAUGUUACAGGACACCAGAGUGGGGCUGUGAAAGUCUGGAAAAUGGUGCAUUGCAAUGACAUUGAUGAGUCUAGUGGGAAGAACAAGUCGCCAACAAAUGGCUCGGGAGGGCUAAAUCUCAUCGGCGAAGCUCCAGAGUACAGAUUACAACUCCAUAAGGUGCUGAAGUCACAUAAACAUCCAGUGACAGCUCUGCAUAUAACAAAUGAUCUCAAGCAGCUCCUAACUGGUGACUCAGGAGGGCACUUAUUGUCCUGGACUCUAGCUGAAGAUAUCUUAAGAGCCAAUUUCGGGCAAGGGUAAUCUUCCAAACGAAGAAUCCCGUAUCGAAAAUUGAAUCUAACCUGAAUUCCCAGUCUGGGUUUCAGGUUGCAGAUGAAGCAGCAUCUGCUUAACCCAGUGAGGGGCUGGCCUGGAAAUUACAGAGAUAUAAGCCAUCAGGUUUUGGUCACAGGUACAAAGAAACUCCUACAGGGUAUUUAGAUUGCAAAAGAGAUUACAGAAUAUGACAUAAAUAAGUGCUAACAGGUCUGCAAAGAUACUUAAUAUCAGAAGGAUAGAAAGUGGAGAAUUGCUGUUGUGGUGUGCAAUACAAGCUUUGCUAGUUUAUAAGUUUUGAUGUAAACUAGCAAAGUUUCCCAUGUAUUAUGCAAGUUGAAUUCUUUUUUGAAAUACCAAAAUAUUUAAAGAAUGAAAUUGAAGAGGGACAAUGAGGGUAGAAAUUGUAUUAUUGCAUCAUUUUAAGAGAGGGAAUGUAUCAGUUUAGUUAUGUGAAUCCAUUCAUGGGAAUUGUUAUAGGGGUUUUUUGGUUUGUUACAAAAUAUUGUAAAUUAAAUAGAAUGGGGAGAACUAUAUUGCUUUGUUUUGAUUUAUUGCAAGUGUUACAUUUUUUUCU